AUGAAGAACAACAACACAAGCGAAAGAAUUGCUGUUUUGACAUCACACUUCACUCAUUCAACUUCAAUGGCUUCUGAGAAAGAAGCUGCCCUUUCUGCCAUUCCUCCUGAUUCCGAUUCUCCCACCAUAUUUGACAAGAUCAUAAACAAGGAGAUUCCUUCUACUGUGGUUUAUGAGGAUGAUAAGGUGCUUGCCUUUAGGGACAUAAAUCCUCAAGCUCCGGUGCACAUUCUAAUCAUUCCUAAAGUCAGAGACGGAUUGACUGGUAUCUCCAAGGCUGAGGAGAGGCACUUCGACAUUCUUGGCCGACUUCUCUACACUGCAAAGCUGGUUGCAAAGCAAGAAGGUCUUAACGAAGGCUACCGGGUUGUAAUUAAUGACGGACCACAAGGAUGCCAAUCAGUUUACCACAUUCAUGUGCAUCUUAUUGGUGGUCGUCAGUUGAACUGGCCACCUGGCUAA
Messenger RNA from Lathyrus sativus (Indian pea), 462 nucleotides. The record is from the annotation of a GenBank genome assembly. NCBI's taxonomy places the organism in Eukaryota, Viridiplantae, Streptophyta, Magnoliopsida, Fabales, Fabaceae.